This is a messenger RNA of Aspergillus aculeatus ATCC 16872, 1155 nucleotides long. Its product is annotated as putative DNA repair protein Rad1. NCBI's taxonomy places the organism in Eukaryota, Fungi, Ascomycota, Eurotiomycetes, Eurotiales, Aspergillaceae. Gene Ontology annotation, cellular component: checkpoint clamp complex. The record is from RefSeq and is a predicted model, not a curated record. Bases 1 to 1155 code for a protein of 384 amino acids. The transcript has a single exon. Gene Ontology annotation, biological process: DNA damage checkpoint signaling; DNA repair.
AUGGCGGACGUGGAACCCAUCUUCACCGCGGUCUCCAGCAAUGCCCACCACCUCUACACCCUCCUCCAAUGCAUCGGAUUCGCGCCCAAGGCCACCGUGCAGCUCACGCCCGACGGCAUCCGCUUCUCCGUGGAAGAAACCCGAACGGUGCAGGGGCUUGCAUUCCUCGACAAGGCCCUCUUCACCAGCUACACCUUCAAUCCACCACCACCACCACCAGCCGCUGCUCGCACCCCCACCGAGCAUGAUGACACCGAGUCCCCCUCCACCGACGACCCAACCCCCUACUACCCGUGCUUCGAAGUCUCGCUCACCGCCCUCCUCGAAACCCUCAAGAUCCUCGGCAUCAACGACAGCUCCACAUCCGGCGGCAGCGGCUCCUCCCGCGCCGGCAGCGUGCAACCGGCCCCUUCCCACAGCGCCUUCACCACGCCAGCCCUCCUCCUCGACCGCUCCUGCACCCUCCGCUACGCCACAGAAGGCAGUCCCUUGAGCAUCACGCUCACCGAGACCGGCAUCCAGACCACCUGCGAAUUAACCACAUACGAGCCCGAAGGCGGCGAGAUAGAGAUCCCCCUGCAACGCGACGCGAUCAUCAUGAAGAUCAUCAUGCGGUCGGCCUGGCUCCACAACGCCAUCACCGAGCUGGCGGCCACGAACCCGACCGUCCUCAAAAUCUCGGCCUCCGCGACCCACGAGCCGUUUUUCGCGUUGGCCGGCGCCGGCGGCUCGUUCAGCGAGUCCUCCGUCGAGUUCUCCGUCGAGAAUCAGACCCCCGCCUCCGGUGCCGCUCCCCGUGAAGAUAACGAUGAGGGUGCCUCCCGCGCGAAACGAGCCCGCCUCGCCCCGACUGUCACCGAGACGUUUCUGGUCAGCCCGCCCUCAUCGUCAUCGUCGAGGGGGUCGCAGCACAUCCGACAGGAUUACAGGUUCAAGGCGAUUCAGAAAGCGAGCCGCGCGAUGGCCGUGGCGAAUAAGGUCAGUAUCCGGGGCGAUCGGCAGGGGGUGCUGAGCUUGCAGUUCAUGAUCGAGUCCGAUGUCCAUGCUGGCUCCAGUGGGGCGAGGUUGUCGGCUAGAGGGGGUUCAGCGCCUGUGGUCAGUUUCGUGGACUUUCGGUUCGUGCCGUUGUUGGAUGAUGACGAGGAGGUCCUUUAG